AGCAAUGGCGGUCAAUGUCGAGAGAGCCGAGCAGUUUGUGCAACUUAUCAACGAGUCCAUGAGCAAGCUGGUGGUGGUGGACUUUUACUCGCAGACGUGUGCGCCAUGCCGUAUCGUGGACGGGGUGCUGGAGGAGCUAUCGCAGACAUACGGCUCGGUUGGGUUCUACAAGGUGGACGUGCAGCGGUUCGGCGAAGUGGCGGCACAGUGCCAGAUCACGGCAACGCCGACUCUGCAGCUGUUCCGGCGCGGGCGCAAGGUGGGCGAGGUGCGGGGCGCCAGCAAGCCGGCGAUAAUUUCGGCCAUUGACGCGGCACUGCAGGACUCGGCGCCGGCAGCGUCUGCAUACGGCGUACACGGCCACGCCGACAUUACCAGCACGGUUAUUGCGACGCAGAGCGAGUGCCUGAACCAGAACGACGACUUCCCGCUGGCCAACGUGUUCAAGGCCGACGACUCGGUGCUGGAAAGCGAUGUCGACGAGCAGAUGGUUCUGCACGUGGUGUUCAACCAGCCGGUGAAGCUGCACUCGCUGAUGCUGAAAUGCGCCGACGACGUGGGAUUUGACGACGCCGAGCAGGGCAGCGAGACGCAGGCGGUGGAGAUGACUGAGGAGACUUACCAAAAGGGCGGUGUGGUGGGGCUGCGGUUUGUGCGGUUCCAGAAUGUCCACAGUCUGUCGGUGUUCAUUGAGGACAACCUGGGCGGCGGCGACGUCACGGCACUCCAGCAGCUGGCGUUCAUUGGCACGGCAGUCAAUACCGCCAACAUGAGCGACAUCCGCCAGGGCGAGGAGCAUUAG
Molecule: messenger RNA, 802 nt
Organism: Linderina pennispora
Lineage: Eukaryota; Fungi; Kickxellomycota; Kickxellomycetes; Kickxellales; Kickxellaceae
Product: thioredoxin-like protein
Exons: 3
Coding region: 5-802 (265 amino acids)
Source: RefSeq, a predicted model, not a curated record